AUGCCAGCUUCCCCUUCUUUCCCUUCUUCAGAUGGUAGGGGCAAAUGGAAAAGGCGAAAGCGAGGAGAUUCUCAAAUCGCACGAAAACCACCAAAGCACCACCACCAAGAAGAACCAGAAGAACCCGAAGACGAAGACGAUGCCGUUGAGGCAGACGACAAUAAUAACAACGUCAUCGACAGAGAGGAUUCCGAAGACCCCAACCCAAAUCAACAACCCAACGGACCCGAUCCAAACCCUCAAGAGACCGAGGUUCUAAUUGAUGGUGGGAUCCGCAUAUGCGAUUUCCCUCCGGUCACGAGGCUUGCUGUGAACCGCCCUCACGCGUCAGUGAUGGCGAUUGUGGCAGCUGAGAGGGCGAAUUCGGCUGGUGAAAGUAGUAACAGAGGGCAAUUAGUGGUGAAUUUGGAGAAUGUAUCGUACGGGCAGCUGCAGGCGGUGUCUGCUGUGACAGCGGACAGUGUUGGGAGUGAUUUGGAGAGGAGUGAUGGAGGGAAUUCGGGGUAUGUAGUGACGCCGCCGCAGAUUAUGGAUGGAACGGGUGUAGUGAAGAGGUUUUGGAGUAGAGUUCAUGUGGUUCCUAUGCAUUCAGAUUGGUUUUCUCCGGUCUCGGUAAAUCGACUGGAGAGACAAGUGGUGCCGCAUUUUUUCUCUGGAAAAUCUUCAGAUCACACACCAGAGAAAUACAUGGAGUGUAGAAACCGCAUCGUUGCUAAAUACAUGGAGAAUCCAGAAAAGAGGCUGACAGUUUCUGAUUGUGAGGGAUUCAUAGUCGGUGUUGAUAAUGAAGAUUUAACUCGAAUUUUUAGAUUUCUUGAUCAUUGGGGAAUUAUCAACUACUGUGCAGCUCCACCAAGUUGUGAAUCUUGGAAUGGGGGGUCCUAUUUAAGGGAGGAUCCAAAUGGUGAGGUUCAUGUGCCGUCAGCUGCUUUAAAGUCUAUUGAUAGUUUGAUCCAAUUUGACAAGCCCAAAUGUAGGCUCAAGGCAGCUGAUGUUUAUUCAUCAUUGUUCAGUCAUGAUGAUGAUUUCUCUGACCUGGACAACAGAAUUCGAGAGUGCUUAUCUGAAAAUCGUUGCAAUUAUUGUUCUCAGUCUCUUCCCUCGGUUUGCUACCAGUCACAAAAGGAGGUUGAUAUACUGUUAUGCUCUGACUGCUUUCACGAGGGGAGAUUUGUAACUGGCCAUUCAAGCUUGGAUUUUAUUAAGGUGGAUUCAACAAAAGAUUAUGGUGACAUAGAUGGGGAAAAUUGGAGUGAUCAGGAAACAUUACUGCUACUUGAGGCAAUGGAAAUUUACAACGAGAACUGGAAUGAAAUUGCAGAGCAUGUUGGCACCAAGUCAAAAGCUCAAUGCAUCCUCCACUUUCUCCGUCUGCCUGUGGAGGAUGGCCUGUUGGAAAAUAUUGAAGUUCCAAGCAUGUCCAAGUCACUCAGUUCAUCAAAUAGAGAUGAUCACAGAAGACCACAUGCAAGUUCAAAUGGAUCCUGCCUCCAAGGUGCUGAUGCUGAAAACAGGCUCCCUUUUGCGAAUUCUGGCAAUCCAGUUAUGGCAUUGGUUGCUUUUCUGGCCUCUGCUGUUGGACCAAGAGUUGCUGCAGCCUGUGCUCAUGCAUCUUUGGCAGCAUUGUCUGAGGAUAACAGGAUAAGUUCGGAUAGAUUACAUGGUAGAGAAGGCGGUUUUCAUGGAGAAAUCGCAAAUUCAGUUCAACAAAAAGAAGAUAGCCAGCAUGGCUCACGGGGUCAAAAUGGGGCUGAGGUGGCUCCUUUGUCUGCUGAAAAAGUUAAAGCUGCUGCCAAAGCUGGCCUUGCUGCUGCAGCAACAAAGGCUAAACUGUUUGCCGAUCAUGAAGAGAGGGAAAUUCAGAGGCUAUCUGCUAAUAUAAUAAACCAUCAGUUGAAGAGAUUGGAGCUUAAGCUGAAGCAGUUUGCGGAAGUGGAAACCUUUCUAAUGAGAGAGUGUGAGCAAGUAGAGAAGACAAGGCAGAGGUUUGCAGCUGAGCGGGCCCGCAUGCUAUCUACCCGGGUAGGACCUACAGGAGCCACUUCACAAAUGAACCCAGCAGGCGUUGCUCCUUCAAUGGUUAACAAUAAUGUUGGCAACAAUAGGCAGCAGGUGAUGCCUUCCUCCUCUUCACAGCCAAGCAUUUCAGGAUAUGGCAACACUAACCCAGCCCAUCCACACAACAAUCAACAAGUCCAUCCUCACAUGUCAUAUAUGCAAAGGGGACAGCCACAGAACAUGUUUCCGUUAGGGCCAAGGCUGCCCCUGGCAGCUAUACAGCCAUCCUCAUCAGCUCAGUCAAAUGUCAUGUACAAUGCCUCUGGAAAUUCACAGCCUAACCUCAAUCAAAUGCUGAGGUCUGUGUCAGGCCCUAGCUCUGGUUUAGGUUGA
Dovyalis caffra is the source of this 2391-nucleotide messenger RNA. The record is from the annotation of a GenBank genome assembly. Lineage: Eukaryota; Viridiplantae; Streptophyta; Magnoliopsida; Malpighiales; Salicaceae.